Molecule: messenger RNA, 1466 nt
Organism: Rhagoletis pomonella (apple maggot)
Lineage: Eukaryota; Metazoa; Arthropoda; Insecta; Diptera; Tephritidae
Source: RefSeq, a predicted model, not a curated record
UCCGGUAACUGACAUAAAUUGACGUCUUUUUGUGCGAAAAAAUGAAUGCUAAAUGCAACAACCAAGCGUUAGCGCCUAGAAGCAGAUAACGAAAAACGAAAAUUUAAAACGAAUUGCUUGUGUAUAUAUAGAGUGUGAAGGGUAAAAAUGUCACGUGUAUAUAUAAGCAAAAUAUUUAUUUGGGUAUAGUUCUAAAUAAAUUGUGCUAAAGCAUAGUGUCGGAAAAGCAGCGGGUCGGUGUAGUAAAACGGAAGUUUGUAAAAACAGUAUUUGUGAAGUGAAUGUGAAAAAAAUUGCAACAAAAAACGUGUAAAGCAGUCACGGGUCCAAGUUUAAAAAGUCGUUUGUUAAAUUAGUGUGUCGAUAAUUUGUGAUUAUUUGAAUUGGAAGGGCCUAGUCUUUCGCUUCCCAAGUCGUUCUCAAAAAAAACAAAAAAAAAAAAAAAACUAAUCAAUCAACUUCCUAUUUCAUGGAAUAGCUAACACGAAAGAGAAAAGGAAACGAAAAAGUUAGCCCACGUCCGUUAAAUAUAGACUUUUUUUGAACACACACAAAUAAAGGCGCAACCAUUUACGUGUUUCUGCUACUUUAGCGCUUCCGAAUGCCAUGAUUUAUCAGCAUGUGGACGUAUAUGAUGGCCGCCAGCCGUGGAGAACGGGCGAGCAUGAUGAUGUCCGCAUCGAGACGUCGCAAUGAGAGUGAAUCACCGAAAUAUGGUUACAAUUUCGGCCGUUCAAUGCCCUACCGUUCGACUGCUCGCCACAAUGUGCUGUCACUGCACUCGACGAGCUCAACACUUCCGCCCGGCGCCUAUACGCCAUACGCGUCCACCUCCAACACAAUGCCCUACUAUGAGUCGCAUCACCAAAGUGGUAGCCAUACCGCCGCCGAUGCAAACCUGCCAAGCGCUAGCACUAGUGCCGCUUCCACAGUCAGUCCGCCGCCAUUUCAUACGUACGCCGCCGGCGCUGCACUGCAACGACUGCCGCCACAUAAUAGCCACCAUCAUAUCGGACAUGCAACGGCAGCGAUAGAUGAGGAUGGCACCAGCCUCUUUUCGCCCCUCUCACCGUGCACGCCGCUCACCGUCGCUGCCGACAAGGACACACACAUAUUCGUAUACAAGGGCGCGAAAGCGAAAACGACACGUAAACGCCUAAUAGCCAAUCAUGUUGCCAAUCAUGUUGGUGAAAUGAUGCGUGACGAGAACUUGAGUGUGGGAGAAACGCGCCGCAAGUCUUCCUUUGAAGUGAGUGAUGAAGAUGACCCUGUUGGUUUGGUCGAUGAAGUGGAGCGGCGCCGGCGGCUCGUGGGCGUAGCAAACCGUCUUGCGCGUGCCGAUGAACAGGGUGCAGGUGCAGGUGGAGGAGUAAAUCAUGACGCUGGUAUAGAAAGCAGUGGUGCAGACGAUGACAGCGUCGAAGAAGAUUAUUUGGAAUUGGAAAGUGGCAAGCGGAUGUCACAGG